CCGGAGGAAUUUGGCAUGAAGGGAAAAAAACAUCACGUACGUGUUACGGGAAGGCCUACAGCUAGAGAAUGGGUCGACAUCAUACCACACUUUUCUUCAAGGGUCUUCAUCCCUGCCUUCUCACUGAUCCUGGAGGAAAUCAAAGUAAUCUUUCCGAAUGCAGAACUUAAAUAUAGUCGUUUUGUUGGGUCAGCCUCUCCAAUCCGGUUAUGUGCGCCUUGCCCAGUUAUGGGAUACUCUCAAGCUUCGAUGGGAUCUAGCCUUUUCAACCAAGGUAAUCUUCUUAUACGAAUGGGAGCAAUGUGCUAUUUCGCUCGGUUAGAGGGAAAGUCCUGGUUACCCGUUGCAUUUGGCAAGAUGUCCUUCAUUGAAACACGCGAAGCCCUCGGAACUUAUAUAUCCGAUCGCGUAGCUUUUUACGAAGCCUUAGAAAGGGGUCUAAGCUCUCUACUUGUUCGAGGAAACAUUGUGAGGCCUGAUGCAGGAAGCGAAAGUGUUGCAAGCGCUGAUGAAAUUCCCGACUUUAAAGGAAUGCUGACUGCAAUUUACUUGCGGAAUCUAUCGGAUGCGAUUCACCAACGCUUUAAUUCGACCAGCAAGAGCACAGCGAUCGUAAAGGCUGGACGCUAGCUGAAGCCAUGCACACGAACAUCGGAUUACACCCUGGGCUCCCGAUCGCGCCCCGAAUCGCUAGGAACACUUGCGACGGACCAAUCUCGGUCUCCCGUAAAUGGGGAGCAGCAAUACCACUGUAAACGAGAUAAUUAAGCUUUCAAGACCUAACAUCUUCAUCUCCUCGAAAAAGACUUCCCCCUCCUCACUUGAACUUACCUCAGU
Messenger RNA from Pocillopora verrucosa, 837 nucleotides. Lineage: Eukaryota; Metazoa; Cnidaria; Anthozoa; Scleractinia; Pocilloporidae. The record is from RefSeq and is a predicted model, not a curated record.